AUGCAGGGCUUCACUGACUUUUGCUUUAUGAUUCUUCAAGUUCUUAUGUGUAGAAACCCAGAAAAUGAAAGUUAUCUUCCAAAAACAAAUAAUCACAGAAUCACUUUUUUGAAUGGAGCUCAUGUCUGUCUGUGUUCUAAAACAUUAAUUUAUGUUUUCCAUUGUUUUGCAUGGAAGACCUUUACAGAACUGAGUCUGCAGCGAAUGCUGGGAACUAACUUAAAUGCAUCGUUGUACCUUGGAAACACUCCUUGUUAUGCCUUUUCCUUCCUGACAUCCAAAAUAAAAGCAAGUAUAUGCUCAUGUGUACAAACCAUAUGUUUGACUUCCCAAAAUGGUGACUAG
Rangifer tarandus platyrhynchus (Svalbard reindeer) is the source of this 345-nucleotide messenger RNA. NCBI's taxonomy places the organism in Eukaryota, Metazoa, Chordata, Mammalia, Artiodactyla, Cervidae. The record is from the annotation of a GenBank genome assembly.